Molecule: messenger RNA, 2071 nt
Organism: Alligator mississippiensis (American alligator)
Lineage: Eukaryota; Metazoa; Chordata; Crocodylia; Alligatoridae
Gene: MED22
Product: mediator complex subunit 22
Exons: 4
Coding region: 115-537 (140 amino acids)
Biological process (GO): regulation of transcription by RNA polymerase II
Cellular component (GO): mediator complex
Molecular function (GO): transcription coregulator activity
Source: RefSeq, a predicted model, not a curated record
GGGCCUUGAUUGGCGUGCGAAACAACCAACGGGGCGGAGAGGGCGGUUGCACUUGGAGCCCAGCAGGGGAGGUUGUGAUGCCUGCAGGUGGUCCUGCUCCUGCCGAGACCCGCCAUGUCGCAGCCCCGCGUGCUGCCCCAGAGCAAGGAGACCCUGCUGCAGUCCUACAACAAGAGGCUGAAGGACGACGUCAAGUCCAUCAUGGACAACUUCACCGAGAUCAUCAAGACCGUCAAGAUUGAGGAUGAAACGCAAGUCUCCCGAGCAACCCAAGGUGAGCAAGACAACUAUGAGAUGCACGUCAGAGCCGCAAACAUUGUCCGAGCUGGCGAGUCCUUGAUGAAGCUUGUGUCUGACCUGAAACAAUUCUUGAUCCUCAAUGACUUCCCCUCUGUGAACGAAGCUAUCAACCAGCGUAACCAGCAGCUGCGGAGCCUACAGGAUGAAUGUGACAAGAAGCUCAUUGCGCUGAGAGACGAGAUUUCCAUUGACCUGUAUGAGUUAGAAGAAGAAUAUUACUCUUCCAGGUACAAAUAGGAUGCCUGCCUACUAACAAGCCUCCUGCCCUUUUUGAGAAUUGGUCUAGGAAAGCGAAUAGUCUCUAGGACUCAAGGCUAUGGGGAUGGUUCCCAUUAACAUCUACAUUCCUGAUUUUUAAUUAGAUCAAACUCUUCUUAAAGACAUGGUGCUGGCAGAGUCAUGGUAGGGGAGACCGAGUUUCUUUCUCUGUCAGUUCUUUCACAAGUGACCUAAUUAUAGUGUGCCUUUUCCCAGGGACCUACCAUCACCAGCUGUCUGGGUCUGUAAAAAUGAACCUUUUAAAAUGAGUAGGCUGGACUCAAUUUAGCUCAAUUCAGAGGGCCUGAUUUGUUUGAAAAAACCUAUUAUAUUUUUUAUGAUGAAGUCUUUCAAAACUUCCAAUACAAAAUGUAUUUUAGUGGAUUCAGAUACUUUUUUUUCCCCCCAGCUAAGCUUGCAACCUCAGACACCGCUAGCCAGCGAGGUCUAGGAAAUAUAAGUGACUAGAAUCAAAUCCAAAAUUAACUAGUUUGGUUCUGUUGUUCAAUUUGAGUAGGAAAAAUAGGUAAAAGUUAAGCAACACCCAGGUAACAUGUACUUGCUGUUUUACAAAUGCUUAUUUUAAUGUUUGGACCAAUACAUUGUGACCAUGCUGGCAUGGUCUUUUUUUUAGCCAGCCCUGGAUGCCACAGAAAGUGACCUUUUCAUAGCAGAACUAAUGGGGCUCCUAAGGUGGGAGAUGUUGGCUGUGCUAUAGAGCUGUGCCUUUUACCAGAUCCCAUAUCAAGUAGGUGUCCUUGGCUGUUUAGCAAUUACUCCCUUUUACCUCUCUUGCUAUCGGUUAUCUUUAUUUCUGCACCAAAGAAAUACACAAGUGUGUCAAUACAGAAGACCAGUGAUUUAUUAAAAGUUAUUUUAUAACUAGAGUAAUAAGGCUUUUUUAAUGGCAUUUUAUUGUCUGAUGUGGGGAUUCUGUUUUUGUAUUCAAAUACACGUGGCAUGUUAAUGUUACUUGUGUUUAAAUGGCUUUAAAUGUGUCAACAUGUACCUUGAGUGGACAAUGUGCACUCCUUCGGAGAGCCCAGAUGGAGUUCUGUAGCUGUCAACACUGUGAACCUCCUACGGUCAAGUGGGUUUCUUUGUCUAGUAGAGAUCUGAUUUUGGUACUAAGGAAAUUACUAGGAGGCUUGCACCUUGCCGGGCGGGAGCACACUAAGGUUCCACACAGCUGGAGUCCCUGGUUGCUCUCCCACUCUCUGGUGCCCGAACCAAAGUGCUUUAAAUCAGUGACCUCCUCACUUGCUUAUUCCCCAAAGCUGUAAACUCAUAAACUUGUGCUUGCCUUAUCCAGCCUCGUACAGCCAGAGUUGUAUGCUGGUGCUUCACCACUCCCUUGUCAGGCAGCAUGGGGAGAAGUCUGGAACGCGGGGUUAAGUUCUGCACGGUUCUUCAGUUUGAAGUGUUCCUUCUCUAUAUAUUUUACAGUUAAACUAUUUUCUAUAAAUAUUGACUUGAGUCUAUUCAUUGUAAAUAAAACAGCACCAAAACCCCA